Messenger RNA from Amorphotheca resinae ATCC 22711, 2398 nucleotides. RefSeq names its product glycoside hydrolase family 92 protein. Gene Ontology annotation, biological process: carbohydrate metabolic process; glycoprotein catabolic process; protein quality control for misfolded or incompletely synthesized proteins. Lineage: Eukaryota; Fungi; Ascomycota; Leotiomycetes; Helotiales; Amorphothecaceae. Gene Ontology annotation, molecular function: peptide-N4-(N-acetyl-beta-glucosaminyl)asparagine amidase activity; carbohydrate binding. The coding region runs from base 1 to 2394 and encodes 797 amino acids. The transcript is spliced from 4 exons. Gene Ontology annotation, cellular component: cytosol; nucleus. The record is from RefSeq and is a predicted model, not a curated record.
AUGAUAGGAAAGUCUACCAGCAACGUAGCAGUGCAUGCAGACUACAACUUUUUGGGGUCACAACCCGCUAUGAUCAGAGCUUCUCAGAAUUCCACAUUUGAUGUAUUCCAGUACAUCAAUCAACUAAUUGGAACUGAUAAUGGAGGAAAUGUUUUCGCUGGAGCCACUCUCCCGUACGGGAUGGCAAAAGCAGUGGCCGACGUUGAUGGCCAAAAUACCGGCGGGUUCUCCACUGAUGGCAGCAAUGUGACGGGCUUUUCCCACAUGCACGAUUCGGGAACAGGAGGGAAUCCCUCACUAGGAAACUUUCCACUCUUUCCACAAUAUUGCCCAGAUGAUAUCCUGGAUAAUUGCAACUUCCUGCGAGAAGCUCGAGCGACCCACUAUGACAAUGACUCUGUGGUGGCCACACCGGGGUAUUUUGCUUUGAGUCUCGUGAAUGGUAUACAGGCAGAGAUGACGGUCACAGAGCAUGCUGCUCUAUACCACUUCACAUUUCCUCCGGAAAGCACAGCGAAUGGAACAACUCUCAGCCCAAUGAUUCUACUGGAUCUGACAGACCUUGAUGCAAGUCGACAGAAUGCGACGGUCAGUAUGGAUGCAGAUGGGAGGAUGAAAGGGAACGGAACCUUCCUUCCUAGCUUUGGGGACGGGUCUUUCGUCUUACAUUUCUGUGCUGAUUUCUCCGGCUCUUCGAUCAAAGAUACAGGUAUCUGGGUCAACAACCGUGCGGGAACGGAACCGAAACAGCUUUUCGUCACUCGGGGGAUCAAUCUUUUCUAUAUCGAAGCUGGCAGUUUUGUGCGGUUCGAUCGACCCGAGAACGGCACUCUGAGCGCGAGGGUUGGUGUCAGUUUCAUCAGCGCCGACAAAGCAUGUCAAAAUGCCGAAACUGAGAUACCGGGUCCUCAGUGGGAUUUUGAAGGGAUCAAACAGACUGCAAAGGAUAUCUGGAGAAGGAAAUUGGGUGUAGUAUCGGUCGUGCCAGGGGGAGCUAGCGACUCCCUUCAGACCAAUUUCUGGAGCGCGAUCUAUAGGACUAUGAUGUCUCCGCAAAACUAUACAGGUGAAAAUCCCCUCUGGGAAAGUGACCAACCAUAUUUUGAUUCUUUCUAUUGUAUAUGGGAUGCAUUCCGCUCUCAGCUCCCUUUCCUUACCAUAGUCGAUCCUGAUACCCUCUCUUCUAUGGUUAGUAGCCUGCUGGACACUUAUAAGCACCUUGGUUGGCUUCCAGAUUGUCGCAUGAGUCUCUGCAAAGGCUUUACACAAGGUGGAUCGAAUGCCGACAUUGUGAUAGCCGACGCAUUUGUGAAGAAUCUGACCGGUCCCGUACCAAUAAACUGGACGCUUGCCUACGAAGCAGUUGUCAAUGAUGCCGAAAACGAACCCUUGGAUUGGUCCAAUGAAGGGAGAGGUGGAUUGAUGAGCUGGAAAGCAUUGAACUACAUCCCGGCCUUGGAUUACGAUUAUCUUGGUUUUGGUACGAAUUCGAGGAGUAUUUCAAGAACGCUUGAGUAUUCUUACAAUGAUUUCUGUGUUGCGACACUUGCAAAGGGUCUAGGGAAAGAGGAUGAUUAUAGGAAAUAUAUGGCUCGUGCAACAAAUUGGAAGAAUCUUUUCAAGCCAGACCAAACAUCUUACAUCAAUGGGAACGAUACUGGAUUUACGGGCUUCUUCCAACCGAGAUACUUGAACGGGACAUGGGGAUUUCAAGAUCCAAUACUUUGCAGUCCGCUUGAUGGAUUCUGCUCCUUAACUUCGAACCCCCAGGAGACAUUCGAAGACUCCAUUUGGGAGUACCAAUUCUUCGUCCCACAGGAUCUCUCAACUCUGAUCUCUGUUCUCGGCGGACCUAAUGAAUUCAUAAACCGACUCAACUUCCUUCACACUAGCGGCCUCACAGAUAUAGGCAAUGAACCCUCUUUCCUUACCGUCUUCCUCUACCACUAUGCUGGCCGACCCGCCCUUUCUACUGAACGUAUACACUCUUAUAUCCCAUCACAAUUCAACGAUGCCACUACCGGUCUCCCCGGAAACGACGACACGGGUGCCAUGGCAUCCUUUACAGCCUUCUGCAUGAUGGGAAUGUUUCCCAACCCAGGCCAGAAUGUCUAUUUUAUCUCGCCCCCUUUCUUCGAGAGUGUGAGUUUUAGGCACCCGCAGACAGGGAAGACGGCCACGAUCCGGAAUAUAAAUUUUGAUCCAGGCUAUACGAGAAUUUACAUACAGAAUGCAACGCUGAACGGGGUGCCAUAUAGGAGGAAUUGGAUCGGGCAUGAGUUCUUUACAGAAGGCAUGACACUCGAAUUGGUCCUGGGCGAGAGCGAAAGUGAUUGGGGAACAAAGGAGGAGGAUCUGCCUCCCAGUAUGAGUAUUGGUGCGAUGGGAUUGUGAGGAG